AUGGACCCAAUCACAGAAACGAUACAGGAGGUACGAAGAGCUGUGGAUGCUUUCCCCGAGGACUCACCAGACCGUCCAUUAUAUCUGGCUCGUCUUGCCAAACAGCUCAGCAGAAAGCACUCAACAACCGGCGCAAUAGCCUACCUUGACGAAGGUAUCCGACUUCUACGCAUAGCUGCCCGUAUAGCGCCUGAUGAACUUCCUAGUAGAGGACGAAUUGUACAUAACCUUUCUUACCAACUUCACGAUAGAUACGUUAGGCAAAAGUCCGUGUCCGAUCUUCUCAAGGCCGUCUUGGUUGCCAGAGACUCGAUUGAUGCAGUCGAAGAUGAUGACCCGGUCCUGCCUUUGUUCUGGGGAAACCUUGGUACUCUUUUAAUAGAAAGAUACUAUGUAAAAGGCUUCAAAUGGGAUCUUGAUGAAGCUGUGGACUGCACGCGUGAGGCUCUCGAGAAGCUUGACAAAGACAAUCCUUUGCGUGCUACGCUCUUGAACAAACUCAGUGUCGGCUUGGGGCACUUACACUGGAGGGGAGGCUUGAGAUCUGACCUUGAACUCCAAAGCUAUAUCGAUGAGGCUAUAUCAGCAAGCCGUGAAGCCGUCGAUCUAACACCAAAAAACCAUCCAAGACUUGCUGGCCGAUUGAAGAACUUGGGAACUCAUUUGGGGCACAAGUACCAUUCAACUAAAACAAAGGACGAACUCGAGGAAUGCAUAAAAUGCCAUGUUACCGCUGUCCAUGCUAAGCAAGCACCAACUCUUCAACGGAUUCGGGCCGCAGAUGAUGUCUUAUCUUACUGUGCUGAUGUUCCGAACUGGGACCUGGCCCACGAAGUUUCUUCUUAUGCGGUUGCUCUUUUUCAUAAACUUAUCUUCCGGUCGCACGAACAUUCGGACAAGCUACAUAUGAUUGGCCAAGUUUCUGGGUUGGCAUCCGAUGCCGCUGCAGUAGCUUUGAACGCAGGAAAGGACCUGUCUGUGGUACUUACCAUCCUUGAGGAGGGAAGAGGAGUCCUCUCUCAAUCUAUGGAGGAAAUGAGGACUGAUCGCGCGAGCUUACAAGCCCAGCAUCCACAGAAUGCAGAGGAACUGAACAGUAUUCGGGGCGCACUCGAUGAUCCUCUGCAAUACACUGAUGCUCUGGAAGAUCCGGAGGAAACCUGGGAGACCGAGUCAGAUCGUCGGAAAGAAGCUGAUGAGAAGCUGGACGACUUGCUAAACAGAAUCCGCAAGGAGCCUGGCUUCGAAGACUAUCUUAUUCCGCCUACAGAAGAAGCGAUGAAAGCUGCUGCAAAAAGCGGGCCUAUAGUGGUUAUCAAUGUUAGCAGAUUCCGUUGCGACGCGAUUAUCGUUGAGUCAAAUCAGCUUCGUCUGUUACCUUUACCGAAGCUUACCCUAUCGGAUGUAGAGGGCGCGUAUCAGAUGCAGGAGAUUGAGCCUUCUGUUUCUUUCCAGCAAACGUUUGCCUCUCUCAAGGCGACGAAUGAACCUAUUUCUAACAGCAACUUCAACGUUUGGGAUGCUCAUGUAUCCAGCAAAGGCUGGGAUAAGUCAUUGUCAGACCCAGCUUGGGGUGGUUUGAGAAAAAAGCCGUCUGAUGCUCUUGGGUCGCCACAGAUUCUGCGCUGGCUAUGGGAAUCUAUGGCAAAGCCAGUAUUGGACUUUCUGGGUUAUAACAGGAUACCAACAGAUGGCAACUGGCCUCAUGUAUGGUGGAUCCCGACCGGCAGUCUCAGCAAGUUUGCUAUUCAUGCAGCCGGAGAUUAUUACCCUGGGACUACUGAAACAGUCCUAGACAGAGCUGUUUCUUCUUACAACUCCUCUAUCAAGUCCGUUAUUCAGGGUCGACGUCGAGAAAUCGCAGUGCGCGAGACUCAAUACACUCUUCUUGUCGCGAUGGAGACUACAAAGGGAUAUAGCGCAAAUCUGCCCUUCGCUUCUCAAGAAGUUUCCCUAGUGAGCGACAUCUGCAAAUCAAUGUCUCUAGACCCUGUCCGACCGGGGCAGCAGAAGCAAGACAUUAUCCCUUAUUUAAGUGACUGCACUGUCUUCCACUUUGCAGGUCACGGCAAUAGUGAUAACAAGAAUCCUCUGGACAGUAAGCUGUUGUUAGACGACUCGAGCAGUGAUCCAUUCACAGUUACCACGCUUUUCGACACAAAGCUGCACGACAGCCCGCCAUUCCUCGCAUACCUGUCAGCCUGUGGGACAGGUCGUCUCGAUAACGAGAGGUUCUCAGACGAAGGCGUCCAUCUAAUCAGUGCCUGUCAACUCGCAGGAUUCCGACACGUAGUAGGCACUCUGUGGGAAGUCAACGACAAGUCAUGCGUCGAUAUGGCAAGGGUAUUAUAUGAGAGCCUCCGGGAUCGUGGUAUUACGGAUGAAGCUGUCGGUCAUGGACUACAUGCUGCAGCACGUAAUCUUCGAGAUGAAUGGUCGAAGGAGUUCAGCAAUGGUUGGAGAGGACGAGGUUCGGAGACGAGAAAGAGAAAGUUGGAGCAGAUUGAGGGAGAUGGAAAGAGAGAUAUCAUAUCUUGCGACGAUGAGGAAGAUAUGGGGCCGCUUUAUUGGGUUCCGUUCGUCCACUUUGGUGUAUAA
Molecule: messenger RNA, 2598 nt
Organism: Fusarium venenatum
Lineage: Eukaryota; Fungi; Ascomycota; Sordariomycetes; Hypocreales; Nectriaceae
Product: CHAT domain-containing protein
Molecular function (GO): protein binding
Source: RefSeq, a predicted model, not a curated record